AAACCGUGAUGACGUCAAUUUCGACGCACAGGACGCAAAGACUUUACUUUCUCCCCACGCACAACAUUGCAAGUUGACAGCUACAACACAACGAGGGACAGUGGCUCCUGAGAACCAGAGGAAUAGCUGCCAUGGGCGACACACUGGAGUUCAGUGACAUUUACCAGGAGGUCAAAGGGUCAUGGAAUGACGGCCGUCUGCGGUUCGGUAGACAGAGUGUGGUGUAUAAGAGCAGUAAGACAGGGAAGGUGGACAGCAUCCCAGCUGCGGAGCUGUCUCAGGCCCAGUGGAGACGUGUGUGUCUGGGACAGGGCAUCAAGCUGACCACCAGCACCGGGCACAUCUACAAAUAUGACGGCUUCAGAGACACGGACUUUGAGAAGAUCUCUGAGUACUUCAAAGCCCACUACAAAGUGGAGCUGUCAGAGAAGGAAUUGUGUGUGAAGGGUUGGAACUGGGGCACCACCAAAUUCUCUGGCCCUCUCCUGUCAUUCGAGGUGAGCGACAGCCCAGCGUUUGAGAUCCCCCUGGCCAGCGUGUCCCAGUGCGCCACGGGGAAGAACGAGGUGACACUGGAGUUCCACCAGAACGAUGAGGCAGAGGUGUCGCUGAUGGAGGUCCGCUUCUAUGUCCCGCCCGGGGACACUGCCACCACGGAAGAGGGGCCAGAACCUGUGGAGGUGUUUAGAGACCGUGUGCUGUCCAAGGCAGAUGUGAUCCAGGCUACAGGAGAUGCUGUGUGUAUCUUCAAAGAGCUGCAGUGUCUCACGCCCAGGGGCAGGUAUGAUAUCCGUAUCUACCCGAGCUUCCUCCACCUCCACGGUAAGACAUUUGACUACAAGAUCCCCUACACCACUGUGCUACGUCUCUUCCUGCUACCACACAAGGACCAGAGACAGAUGUUCUUCAUGAUCAGUCUAGACCCGCCCAUUAAACAGGGGCAGACACGUUACCACUUCCUCAUCCUGCUCUUCUCCAAGGAGGAGGACCUCAGCCUCUCCCUCAACAUGACAGAGGAGGAGGUGGAGAGGCGUUAUGGGGGGAAGCUCAGUAAGAACAUGUCAGGCUCUCUCUAUGAGAUGGUCGGCAGGGUGAUGAAGGCUCUGGUCAACAAGAAGAUCACUGUGCCUGGAAACUUCCUGGGUCACUCGGGGACCCAGUGUAUAACGUGUUCCUACAAAGCGUCGUCAGGCCUGCUCUAUCCUCUGGAGAGGGGUUUCGUCUACAUACACAAGCCCCCCGUACACCUGCGCUUUGAGGAGGUGUCGUGUGUGAACUUCGCCAGAGGCACCACCACCACGCGCUCCUUCGACUUUGAGAUCGAAACCAAGCAGGGCACCCAGUUCACCUUCAGCAGCAUUGAGAGAGAGGAGUAUGGGAAGCUUUUUGACUUUGUGACCGCCAAGAAGCUCAGCAUCAAGAACAGAGGGUUCAAAGAGAAAAAGGGUAUAAAGGGUAAAGAUGACAUGUUGGAGGACUCAGACGAGGACCAGCACGAUGCCUACCUGGAGAGGAUGAAAGAGGAGGGCAAGAUCAGAGAGGAGGCCAAUGACAGCGAUGACUCCGAUGGAGAGAGCGAUGAGUCUUUUAACCCUGGAGAGGAGGAAGAUGACAUAGCGGAAGAGUAUGACAGUAAGGCAUCAGCCAGUGACAGCAGUGCAGAGGGGGGAGACAGUGACAGAGAAAAGAAGAAGAGACCAGCCAAGAAGGCCAAAGUGGUGAAGGAGAGGAAACCACGCAAGAAGAAGCCGAAGGACAGUGGCGCCCCCAAGAGGCCGAUGAGCGCCUAUUUCCUGUGGCUGAAUGCGAGCCGCGAGAGCAUCAAAGCAGAGCACCCUGGGAUAUCCAUCACAGAGAUCUCCAAGAGGGCCGGGGAGAUGUGGAGGGAACUGGGGAAGGAGCAAAAAGUGGAGUGGGAUGGGAAAGCGGAGGAGGCGAAGAAGGACUAUGAGGUAGCGAUGAGGGAGUACAGAGAGAGUGGAGGAGGAUCCUCUGCCCCCUCCAAAAACUCUGUUGGGCUAAACUGCUGUGAGCGCCUCUAUCUAUCCCGGGAUCCUGCCAAAUUCCGUAUAGGAGGAGAGACGAGAAAGCCCAGCUAGCCUAGCUGGCUCGGCGGGCUCAAAUGGAGGCCGCUAUCUAACGCAGGAACUGUGUUUACUUUGCUUUGUUCCGGGACAAUGUGGACCACGCUGACUUUCAAUGUAGCAACUGCUUGCGGAGGACUACAGGAGCGAAGCAGCUACUCUUGGCAAGCAAGUAGCAAACCUACAUAAGCUACUGGGGAACCCACGUCCACCUACUUUUUAUUUUUCUUCCACCCCAGUAGCCGGACGCCGCUCUGGUCUGGUGGUAGUUUCGCCGCCAUGUCGCGGCUCUCCACAGCCGACUGGCUGGUGCUUUGCAGGGUUCCAUCCCCGAAGGGGUCUCCCCAUUACGUCACUCGCCUUGGACGUCGAAGAAGGUGUCCUCUGGCAAUGGUGGUCUCCAUGAGAUGUUGAGCCCGGAACUGACACAGACCAAAAACAGAUUUGCCACCCUGGAUCCAGAGGUUCCAGCGCCUUCGUCCUGGGUGGGUUCCCAAUCAAGAUCCUAUCUGGAGGUAGCUGCGUCUUCGUCCUCUGUUCUGUCUCCCUCUCCAGUGGCUUCUACCUCGUGUUCAGAUCCUCGGAGCUCCCAGCCUCACCAGACCGUGAGGCUGCCUGAGAGACCGGCCCAUUCAACAUCACCAGCUGUCAUCAUAGGAAACAUCUCGAUUCCCAAGGCAAAAACCCUGUGCUUACCCAGGAGCAUGAGUACAGAACAUAACAAGGCUGCUUCCAACUGUUCUACCACAGAUGCCGGGAGCUGACACUGUCGUAGUCCAUGUGGGGUCAAA
Molecule: messenger RNA, 2875 nt
Organism: Oncorhynchus tshawytscha (Chinook salmon)
Lineage: Eukaryota; Metazoa; Chordata; Actinopteri; Salmoniformes; Salmonidae
Gene: ssrp1b
Product: structure specific recognition protein 1b
Exons: 19
Coding region: 132-2099 (655 amino acids)
Cellular component (GO): nucleus; FACT complex
Molecular function (GO): DNA binding; nucleosome binding; histone binding
Source: RefSeq, a predicted model, not a curated record